UCAUUCUUCAUCCCACUACUCGCUACUCCCAACUCUCCCGAGUCACUCGAUCCGAGUUCACAAAAUCAUCAAAACAUUCAUCUCUCUCUCUCUCUCUCUUCUCUCUCUCUUACCCUCCUUUCUCUUUCUUUCUUUCUGUCUUUUUGGCCAAUUCCUUCGUGGGUUCGUUGUCUCAAGCUCUUCUUCCCCCUCCAUUUGCCGUUUUAACGCCGCCAUUAUUACUCCUUUUCAUAUCUUCUUCUUCUCUGUCUUCCAUUUUGCUUCUGCUGCUCUGUUCUUUUUGGAACUGAGAAGAAAGGAGGAAGAACGGCGGUGGAGUUUCGUUUUUCUUUUGCUUUCUUCUCCUUGAAAUCGUCUUCUUUAGUUAGUUUCUCUUCUUGUUUUGGAUUUUGGUUGCAAUUUCUGAGAAAUGAAUCUGUUUUUCUCUUUCGUUGUGAGACGGGUGUUUUGAUUCUUUUGAUGCUCUGAACGAUUCCUCAACUCGUUUUCUUGAAUACCCACAUCUUGAUUUUUGGUUUUUUGGACUGGGUUCUGUUUUCUCUCGUCAAUCUCUUCGAUUUCGGCUGCUGGGUAUUGAGAUUUGGUUGGGAAAUGCAGGAUGUGUUUUGAGGAAUUUUGGGGUUUUUGAUUAAGAUUUCUCUAUUCCCUGCCGUUAUGUGGGGCGUGGUUCAUGCGAUGCGUUUGCUUUGAAGCUGUUGAAUGAUGAUUUUCCUCAAGAUUCUAGGGUUUAUGCGUUCGUUUACGGCUCAUAUCUACUGGGUUCGGUUCAAUGCUUCUCGGGAUUUUCAAGAAUUUGCGCUGUGAUAUGGUUUCUUUACUCCUCUAGCUCUGAAAUUACCACACAUUAUCGCCAUUGGAACCAAUUUAAUCAGUCUUCGGGAGCUUCUUUUUCAAGGAUUCCAAAAGGGAAAAAAAAAGUAAUCUCUGCGAGAGAAUAAGGGUUUUUGCAACGGUUUAAAUUUAUCAUCCCCUUCCUUCAAAGCUGCUUUUAGGUUUUUGGCAUUGCGUCCUUCAACUGAGAGCAUAUAUUUUGAGGGAUUUCCGUUUACAAGUUAUUAAUUUCUCUUGCCUGAGGGAGGGGCAUAUGAUUUAUUGCCUAUUUGAAGAUCUUUAUUGCGUAUUUGCCGUUAUCACUUUGUGGUAUUUUUUAACUCUCAUUCGGGUGUUGUUCUCUUCUCUGGUUGAGCUGAAAUCUACUUGCAUCGCUGUGAGUUGUGAGAUUUCAAAGCAUCCAUGGGGCUUCCUAGAAGUCUCGUGAUGCUUAUUCUUCCAAUGUGCUUCUUGUUUUUGGCUGAUUCGGUUAUGGUUCGAUCAGCUGAUACUGGUUCUUCGAUGCGUUCUUUGGAUGCAUUUCUCCAGGAAUAUGCUUAUAAGGCACUGGUUAAUCCGAAAACUGGUGUUCCUUACGAUGCAGCUCCCCCCUCAAAUUUGACAGGGAUUAGCAUUAGAGCUAUGAGGCUGAGAAGUGGGAGUUUUAGGCGAUAUGGUGUUGAUUCAUUCAAGGAGUUCGAGAUCCCGACCGGUGUUAUAGUGCAGCCGUAUGUUGAGAGGCUCGUUUUAGUUUAUCAGAAUUUGGGGAACUGGUCUGAAGAGUAUUAUGCUUUGCCUGGUUAUACCUACUUAGCACCAGUUUUGGGUCUUCUUGCUUACAAUGCCUCCAAUCUUUUGGCUACAAAUCUCCCCGAACUCGAAAUGAGAGCUUCCAUGGACCCGAUACAUGUUAAGUUCGACAAUGUCAAGUCCCUCCCGGAUGGGACUGUUGCAAAGUGUGUUUGGUUUAAUCUCGAGGGAAAAGCCAAUUUUAGCAAUGUGGAGUCUGGAAACACAUGUUCAACCAUCCGACAUGGGCAUUUCUCUAUCGUUGUCGAGUCAAUCGCUCCUUCCCCGACACCACUAUCGCCCCCGGGGACUGUAAUCCCCAAUGCACCUCCACCACCUUCAAAGAAGGAAAACAACACUAGAGUUUGGAUCAUAGUAGGAUCUGUUUUGGGUGGAGCAUUGCUAUUGGCAUUGCUCUCACUCCUCAUUCUGUGGCUUCGCAAGUUAAAGCAAAGAAACAAAAUGGAUCAGAUGGAGAGGGCAGCAGAAUCUGGAGAACCUCUACAAAUGGCAAUAGUCGGCGACACGAAAGCACCCACGGCGACCGUGACAAGAACGCAGCCGACUCUUGAGACGGAAUACGUGCCUUGAAUUCUCUACCGGCCGAUCUUUCGUCGGGUCCUAAGAUAUUCCUCCUGCAUUCAAACAUAUUCAUCCCUUUUAGUAGAUCUCUCUCACAUCUCAUUUGAUAUGUUUUUUUUUUCUUUUCUUUUCUUUUCUUUUUUCCUCUCAUUUUUCGUUUUCAUUUCCUGAUCCAUUCCCUCUCUGCUUUUGAUGGUAUUCUUGUGAGUAGUAGAAGUUUUUAAUGAUGAUUUUUGUGUAAAUCCCGUUUAUUUCCUGAUACAUGUAAUGAUGAAUGAUUCAUUGUUUGGCACGAAAAACGUUACUGAGAAGAGAUUUUCUUCUUCUUGUGUAUCUGAUGAAUUUGGUUUUAUGCAAUUCCGAAGGUAAUAAAGAGAUUCUCAUGAAAUGUUUUGUUUGUU
This is a messenger RNA of Cucumis melo (muskmelon), 2582 nucleotides long. RefSeq lists its product as uncharacterized. The transcript is spliced from 2 exons. Bases 1234 to 2190 code for a protein of 318 amino acids. Lineage: Eukaryota; Viridiplantae; Streptophyta; Magnoliopsida; Cucurbitales; Cucurbitaceae. The record is from RefSeq and is a predicted model, not a curated record. Gene Ontology annotation, cellular component: membrane.